AUGAAGUUGUCUAGCACUAUAGCUUGGUCAUUGAUAGCAAGCACAGGUUUCGGUUCAAGCGAGGCUGUGACUGCACCAUGCCACUCCUCUAACUACCUUGUGGUUCGCAAUGUUGAUGAACCGAAAACAGGACUCACCAACAAGGAUGAACAAAUAUACCUUGAUCAAUUUCUUGAACGGGACACACAUGGUAAUGACUCACUCGAUGAAGCCUUAAUGCCAAUGAUUAAUCAAUUGAUUCAAUACCAAACCCCAUCGAAGGAGAGGUCAAGGAAGACGAUAUAUAACCCAAGACUUAAAUUGUUGGUCAAUAUAGUCGGAGGUGAAUUGAGCCAAGAGCCAAAUUUCGAAUCAAAAUCGAUGCAAUCCGAAUUUGACGACUUGUUUAGAAAAGCUAAAUCAGAAAGAAGUGGUAAACUAACUGAUGUGUUGACCGCACUUUCGCCAAGCGAGUCAGUACAGAAGCAUUUCCAAUAUUUCUCUGAACGAACAAACAAAAUCUGGCAAAAUCACCAAGAAGGUUUGAAACAAGAAAUAAUCAACUAUAGUCCUACUAAUGAGGAGAUGUUUAUCCAUGAGUUAUCCUCGUUGGUCCACUUGCGUGACUAUGUAAAGGAUGAAAACCCAAACAAUGGACAGUAUUAUACUCAAAUUUCAUCGCUCUUGUCGAUAAAAAACAAGAUUGGAGCAGAUUCAACUACAUACAAGCAUGCAGUAGCAUCCUUGCAAAACACCCUCCAAUCAUUAGCUGAGUACUUUUCAAUUUUAGUUGUCGAAUCGCCAAACUACACAAAAGACAUUACCCAUUUACAAAAGAGAUCGCAAGUUAGGUCAUCAGUUUCGGCACCGGCAUUCAAGUACGCUAGCAAGCAAGCCUGUGAAGUUGCUACUGAUAAGUGCUCAGCCCACGGUGAAUGUAAGGAAAGCAAGGAGCAUUGGAGUUGUGUUUGUGAACCAAGCUUCAACAAAACAACAUCAAAGACCACUACUUGGGUUGGCUAUGACUGUGCCAAAAAGGAUGUCUCAGUACCUGCCAAUUUAUUCUUGUGGACUAGUAUUGCCUUAAUAUUGUCUUUGGUUGGUGGUGUCAAAUUAUUGGCUAGUAUUGGCUCGGAUCCUUUGCCAGGAGUAUUGGAUGCUGCUACGUUACCAUCGAAGAAGACUAUCUAA
This is a messenger RNA of Lodderomyces margitis, 1170 nucleotides long. RefSeq lists its product as uncharacterized. Gene Ontology annotation, cellular component: endoplasmic reticulum. Lineage: Eukaryota; Fungi; Ascomycota; Pichiomycetes; Serinales; Debaryomycetaceae. Bases 1 to 1170 code for a protein of 389 amino acids. The transcript has a single exon. The record is from RefSeq and is a predicted model, not a curated record.